AUGGCAGGAGGCAAGGGCAAGAGCAUCGGCGGAAAAGCCACAGGCGCGAAAGACUCCUCCGUCAAGAGUCAGAAAUCACACAGCGCAAAGGCUGGCUUGCAGUUCCCGUGUGGGCGAGUCAAGCGUUUCCUAAAGAACAACACUCAGAACAAGAUGCGCGUCGGCGCGAAAGCUGCCGUCUACGUCACAGCCGUUCUGGAGUACCUCACUGCUGAAGUUUUGGAGCUAGCAGGCAAUGCUGCUAAGGAUCUCAAGGUCAAACGUAUCACCCCUCGACAUCUCCAACUCGCAAUCCGUGGCGAUGAGGAACUGGAUACAUUGAUCCGCGCGACUAUCGCCUUCGGUGGUGUUCUCCCCCAUAUCAACAGAGCCCUCCUCCUCAAGGUCGAACAAAAGAAGAAGAGCAAGGCCGAGUAG
Molecule: messenger RNA, 417 nt
Organism: Exophiala spinifera
Lineage: Eukaryota; Fungi; Ascomycota; Eurotiomycetes; Chaetothyriales; Herpotrichiellaceae
Product: histone H2A.Z
Exons: 3
Coding region: 1-417 (138 amino acids)
Cellular component (GO): nucleosome
Molecular function (GO): protein heterodimerization activity; DNA binding; structural constituent of chromatin
Source: RefSeq, a predicted model, not a curated record